UGUUCAAGAUGUGGUCAAAAUGAGACACAAACAACAAUAAAGAACGCCGCGUUGUGUUAUAAUACUUUUUAAUUCACAUGUUAAUUAAAAAAAAAGCUUUAAUGAAGUUCGCUUUAGCCUGUACGUUUCCGCUGUUGAAGGAGUAACCGCGAUAACAGUCCCCACAGCCACCCACCCACCCAACACAGCGGACGAAAGCUUUAUCCACCAGCAGAAAUGAAGUCGCUGUUUUUUUUUUUUACAACACAAACAGAGAUAGUUUGGCAUCUCUUACACUUUCUAUGGAUACAUAAUGUAAUGUAAGGAUUUAUACACGUAGACAAACACUACCCGGAAUGAUUUAAUGCGACACAAGGGGGGGAUUAAUGGCUGCAGUCAACGUACGGAUCUGCUCUCAUUGUUUACAUUUCGAAACGGUAUGUUCUCUGUGUUUUUGAGGCUGUCAUUGACACAAGAUCAAACCUAACCCCGCAGCGAUGACAAAUAUCACUAAAUGAAUGUGAAAGGACUUUCCCCGAGGCAGUAUCAAGUCGACAAGCGGCGACUUAGCCCUGUGUGCUAACUCCCAGAGCUCCAUCUUUACUGUGUCGCCCCGCUGCCUCCAGAGAUGGCAAGUUGAGUCUGCAGCUUUCGUUUGGCUUUCCUUCCUCCUGCUUGGGUCUCAAGGACAACCAGAUGACUGAGGAGGUAUAGCGCUAGGUGAGCCUGAAGGCCCCCCAGACAAAAAGCUUCAUUCUGAGGGAAAUAUCGCAGGGUGCACAAUGUUUAGUGUGCCUCAAAGCUCCAAGUCCGAGUUCCUGGACAAAGCCAGGCAGGCCAGGGAGGAAAGGAAAGGACACAAGGACAAGGAGAAAGCUGCAACCAACAUCCAAGCCCUGGUCAGGAGAUUUCUGUGUCGCUGCAGACUCCAGAAGCAAUUAAGGAAAGAGAUUGAUGACUAUUUCCAAGCUUCUGAAACUGGGACAACAAAAAGAAAUGCACUCUCCAUUUUCAAAAUUGCUCGGAAGUUACUGUUCAUAUAUAGCCAAGAGGAUAAGGUGAGGUUCGAGAAGCUCUGUCGUGCUAUUCUCGCCAGCAUGGAGGUUGAAAAUGAACCCAAAGUCUGGUAUGUUUCCUUGGCUCUCUCCAAAGACCUCACCAUUCCCUGGCUCAAACAGAUAAAAGAUGUGCUGUGGACCUGCUGCCAGCGACUGAAAAAUUUAAAGCCUGACAUACUUCAGGACAAUAAACUGGUAACGCUGUACCUCACCAUGCUGGUGACCUUCACAGACACUUCAACCUGGCGGAUAGUGAGAGGAAAGGAAGCUCUCAGACCCGCUUUGACGAGGUUUUGUGAAAAUAUCAUGGGUCAUCUCAAUCAAAAGGGAUUCUAUUCAACACUGCAGAUCUUGCUGACCAAUGGCUUGGCUCGCUCCAAACCGUCUCUCUCCAAAGGCACUCUGACAGCCAUCUUCACUUUGUCAUUAAGGCCAGUCAUUGCUGCUCACUUCUCCGAUAACCUGCUAAGAUCAUUUCUCAUUCACAUCAUGUCAGUUCCAGCCGUAGUAUCCCACCUCAAUGUCCUCACUCCAGAGUGCAUGGCAUCCAUCCAGACACACGACCUGCUGCGGAAGUUCAUUCUGUUUCUCAGUCGGGAAGAACAGUGUGUUGACAUCUGUGUGUGUCUUGAGGGGAGCCACACACUUUGCCUACUUGGCAACCUGAUUCAUUUGGGCUACCUUAAUGAGAAAGUCCUCGAGGAGGAGGCCAACCAUUUUGUGAAAGACCUGACUGACAUGCUGUGCUACUGCCAGAGAUAUGUAUCCCAAAAGAAGUCCAACCUUACCCACUGGCACCCUGUUCUUGGAUGGUUCUCCCAGACCGUAGACUAUGGUCUGAAUGAGUCAAUGCCGCUGGUAACUAAACAGCUUCAGUACCUGUGGGGUGUUUCUGUCAUUCGGACGCUCUUCAGCGAUGUCCUCUCUAAAAAGCUGGAGAGCCAGGAGCCCACUCCCCCGCCCCCGCAACCCAGCACAUCACAAAACAAUCUGCCGGUUAAAAACCUCUUCAAGCGAGCAUUUCAGAAGUCAGCGUCUGUACGGAACAUCCUGAAACCAGUCGGAGGGAAGCGAGUUGACUCAGCGGAAGUUCAGAAGGUGUGCAGCAUCUGUGUGCUCUACCAGACUGCUCUGUCCACACUAACGCAAAUACGACUCCAGAUCCUCACGGGUCUGACACAUCUCGAUGACCUUUUGCCCAAACUGUGGGCCUUCAUCUGUGAACUUGGUCCUCAGGGAGGCCUCAAACUCUUCAUGGAGUGUCUCAACAAUGACACAGAAGAGUCCAAGCAGCUCCUGGCAAUGCUCAUGCUCUUCUGUGACUGCUCACGGCACCUCAUCACAAUUCUGGAUGACAUUGAAGUUUAUGAAGAGCAAACAUCUUUCAAGAUAGAGGAACUCCUCACUAUCUCUUCAUUUCUCAACACAUUUGUGUACAAGAUGGUAUGGGAUGGCAUUUUAGAAAAUGCUAAGGGAGAGAAACUGGAGUUGUUCCACAGUGUUCAUGGCUGGUUGAUGGUGCUUUAUGAGCGGGACUGCAGGCGACGAUUUACCCCUGAUGAUCACUGGCUGCGCAAGGACCUAAAGCCGAGCUUGUUGUUCCAAGAGCUGGAGAAAGGCAAGAAAAGAGCCCAGCUGUUACUGCAGUACAUCCCACAUGUCAUUCCACAUAAAAACAGGGUGCUGCUGUUCAGGAACAUCGUCACAAAGGAAAAAGAAAGUUUAGGAUUGAUAGAGACAAGCUCUGCUUCACCACAUGUCACCCACAUUACCAUCCGUCGCUCACGGAUGUUAGAGGAUGGUUAUGACCAGCUCCGCCGAUUACCAGCGAAUUCGAUAAAAGGCGUCAUUCGUGUGAAGUUUGUCAAUGAUCUGGGAGUAGACGAGGCUGGUAUCGAUCAGGACGGCGUGUUCAAAGAGUUUUUAGAGGAGAUCAUUAAGAAGGUGUUCAAUCCUGCUCUCAAUCUGUUCAAGACUACAAGUGGAAAUGAAAGGCUGUAUCCUUCACCUACGUCAUACAUCCAUGAGAACCAUUUGCAGCUGUUUGAGUUUGUGGGGAAGAUGCUCGGGAAAGCCGUGUAUGAGGGCAUUGUCGUGGACGUCCCUUUUGCCUCCUUCUUCCUCAGUCAAGUCUUGGGUCACCACCACAGCACUUUCUACAGCUCUAUCGACGAGCUGCCCUCGCUCGACUCUGAGUUUUACAAAAAUCUCACGUCCAUCAAGCGCUAUGAUGGAGAUGUAGGAGAUCUAGGUCUGACGUUAUCCUAUGAUGAGGAUGUUAUGGGGCAGCUUGUCUGUCAUGAGUUGAUACCUGGGGGAAAAACCAUGCCAGUCACCAACGAAAACAAGAUUAGCUACAUCCACCUCAUGGCUCACUUCAGAAUGCACACACAGAUUAAGGAGCAGACGGCAGCUUUCAUUCGAGGUUUCCGCAGCAUCAUUAACCCAGAGUGGUUGCACAUGUUUUCCACGCCUGAGGUUCAGCGUCUUGUCUCGGGAGACAAUGCUGAGAUUGAUCUGGAUGACCUCAAGAAACACACAGUCUAUUAUGGAGGUUUUCACAGCAGCCAUCGUGUCAUCAUCUGGCUGUGGGACAUCCUGUCCACUGACUUCAACGCUGAAGAGAGGGCUAUGUUUCUUAAAUUUGUAACCAGCUGCUCGAGGCCGCCUCUGCUAGGUUUUGCCUACCUCAAACCGCCUUUCUCCAUCCGUUGUGUUGAAGUUUCAGAUGAUCAGGACACUGGAGACACCCUUGGCAGUGUUCUUAGAGGCUUUUUCACUAUUCGCAAGAAGGAGCCUGGUGGUCGACUUCCCACUUCAUCAACGUGCUUCAACCUGCUCAAGCUGCCCAACUACAGCAAGAAGAGCAUCUUGCGCGACAAGCUGCGCUACGCUAUCAGUAUGAACACAGGCUUUGAGCUCUCCUAACUGUGUUGCAUCAGGACAGUCUUCACAGGAGGGUUGUAUUAAGUGGCCUGAAAGCACGAGGCUCAGCUUACCUGGACUGGAGCCUGUCACAUCAAAGAGUCGUCAUCUAAACAAAAGGGGAAUCAUGAAGGACCUACAAACUUUCCUUUUGUCUCUUUUUCAAAGGGGAUGCUGUUUCUGCAGCACAAUCUAAUUUUUAGCAUCUCCCUUUGCCACUCCGAAAAUUCAAUAUGUCGUGUAUUUAACUUGAUGAAAUACGGAUGUACAGUGGCUAGAUCUGUUUCUCAGGCCUAACAGUAUCAUUCUCUGAUCUAACACUCCCAUUUCAAGCAAACUGGAAAGCAAUACAGAUGCAAUGCAAGCCAUUAGACACGUAGUUGACUCACUUGAGUGAAACCAGGCGAUUGUUAAUAUACUUACAAGCUUGGACUCCAUUAUCCAAGCAACUUUUAAGCUGAUAUUGGAUGAGUCUUAAAAUGUUUUGCUGAACAUAAUGCAUCUUUUAUAAAUGGAAGACAAAUCAAUGUCUUGUGUUCAACCUCCAUGAAGGAGGAGUGGCUCAUAGCAGUGAUCCUGUGUUUAUUACAUUACGUCCCAUUUUGAGGAAAAUCAUUUCUCCCCACUAAAAGACACUGCAGUCACCUGAUAGACGUCAACCCUCUGGUUUUUAUGUUGUCAGUACAUUUGGAAAUCUAUCAUCUGUCUAGGUUCUGGUGAAGCAGCAGAAUUCUGCUGUUGUUCGAUUUAGAAAAGAUGUCCUCGCUGUAGCAUUUGACUUUUGAGUAAACAAAAACUGGAAAUGUUCUGUCGCUAAUUUGUAUCUGCCCAGUAAAGCAGACACAUCUGUUCAUUGUCAGGUGUUUGACCUCCAGUUAAAAAAAGAGUAAAGUUAGUUAGUCUUUGUACUUAAUACUAGUAAAUCUGAAGAUUUCUCACACCUUUGAAUAAUGCUGAGUGCCUCAUAUAAUGCCAUUCCCCCUUGCUCUCACGCAUCAGACUGUAACCAAGAACCACGUAUUCUGGAAACAAGCCAUAGAAACGGGGGGCUAUGUACUUGGACUUAUUUUCUGCUCCUACUAACAAGAAAGCUACUCUAACUAUCUCUACUACCACUACAAAAACAACAACAGCAACCAGGGAGGGUUGUUCAAUGAUGCCCUCCGAUCUCUGUGGACUUUUUAAGCCAUGUGGAAAAGAAUCGGGUUUAAAAAAAACAAACCCUCUUAACAUGAUGUCAUGGACUGGUUCAUCAGCCAAAUGUGACUGCUUGAUUUGAUGUUCCCUUGGAUGGAAAUGUUGCACACCUCUCUGCUGUUGAGAAAAGGGACAUGAGGGUGAAUGUUUUACCUUAUAAGCCUAAAUAUUACUUUACACAGGGUUCAGCUACAUCAUGAAGUUAAGAAAGAGACGUUUUAGUCAUGAAUCAAGAAAGAGGACUGCAACUUUCAAAGAAAGGGUUUCAAGAAAAUAUCUAUACCAAGUUCUUUAUUAUGCAAAAAAUGUUUUCUGUCAUGAAUGAGUAUGGAUACUUUUGUUAAUAAGCAACACAAGCUAUAGAUAUACUGGUCAGUAUUGCCAUGUUUCUAACUAGUAAUAUAAUGACCACUAACUUGUGUGAAAACUACAAAAAAGUGAUUAUAAUUAAAAUGCAACCAUUUUUAAAUAUAUAUAUACUGUAUAUAUAAAUAACACUGGUUGUAUUGAAUUAACCUGCAGUCUACUAAUGAGAUUAAUCUAUUUUCAGAUCACAUGACAAAUCAGUCAGGAGGUUCUUGCUUCGGCUCUCCUCCUUUUUAAUCUAUUCAAGCAAGAAGUGGAAACACCGCGACUGGAUAUUUACACGACACACUACGCUCGAGUAUGUGUGUGUUUGUGUGCAAGAGGGAUGAAAGAUACCUCACAAGCUUGUCUGUCUCGUCUGAUGAGGUGACUCAUCUGUUUUAAAUGAUGUCAAGAGUAGGCUUUAAAUGUACCAGUGGACUGCUGAUGCUGACUUUGAAUAUCCACCCUUUUAGUACAAAAAAAUAAAUAAAAAUGAUCCUGGAAAUGUUCCCA
This is a messenger RNA of Larimichthys crocea (large yellow croaker), 6020 nucleotides long. It is a transcript of the gene ube3b, whose product is annotated as ubiquitin protein ligase E3B. The transcript has 26 exons. The record is from RefSeq and is a predicted model, not a curated record. Gene Ontology annotation, molecular function: protein binding; ubiquitin protein ligase activity. Lineage: Eukaryota; Metazoa; Chordata; Actinopteri; Sciaenidae. Gene Ontology annotation, biological process: protein polyubiquitination; ubiquitin-dependent protein catabolic process. The coding region runs from base 762 to 3965 and encodes 1067 amino acids.